Molecule: messenger RNA, 4347 nt
Organism: Cladocopium goreaui
Lineage: Eukaryota; Dinophyceae; Suessiales; Symbiodiniaceae
Source: the annotation of a GenBank genome assembly
AUGUCUGAGUCAGUGGGGUUGACUCAAGAGAUCGAGAUGGCGAUGGACGCCGACUAUCCGGAUGGAGCACAUCUCCAAGCCUCAUCGCCCGAAGUGCAACCGCCCGAAAUCGAUGCGCCUCCUGCGAAGUUCCGUGCGUUUUCCGAUGUGCAGCGCUCUGCCCAUCUCGCUCCUCCUCCUCCUGAUGUUCGACCUGAACAAGCCAAAUCACUCUUGGAUGUAUGGAAGAACUAUCGCACAUGGGGUAGCAACAAUUAUCCAAAUCUUCCUGUCCAUGUUCGCACAAUGAUGGAGCUCAUGAACUGCAUCGCAUCCAUGAAUGUUUCCAACUACCAAAUGUCGACGAAGCAGAAGCUUCUUCUCAUUAUGCUUGUUGAUGGUGAACACUGGCGUGCACAUGAUCGUCAAAUGUUCUACUAUGAGAAUGGUGUGUGGAAGAUGAAGCCGUCUCUCACCAUCGAAGUCUGGGAUCUAUUUCUUGCUGUUGAAGGUUUGUUGUUGACCGUCUCGAAGCACUUCGAAGAUCAAGAAGGAGAUGCAAGACCAGCAUGGAAUUGGAAUGCUAUUCGGGAUGUUGUCUCUAAUACGAUCCAAGGACAUGUCCAUGACGCUCUCCAUUUCUUCGGGAAUGUGGCCAAAGAAGCAAGUGACCAUCCGCGGCAAGUCACAUCCAACAAGGCAUGGAAAGCACUUUGUCUUCGUCGAUGUGCAGACAUGCUAGCUUCAUUCCGAGUGAAUUGGGAUUCGAACAAGGCUUGCACUUCAAAGAUGAUCUUCGAGAUUGGCAAAGGCGGCGAUGGCAAGGGGAUGGAAGCUUAUCUUGAUCGUGCUGUAUUAGGUGAAGAUCAAUCUGCAACUUUGGAUUGUGGCGUGUUCUUGGAUCGUCAGGAGUUCCGCAAGUCUGCCGAGUUUGCAUGGAACAAGGCGAAUGUGCGUAUCCAGGAAAUGGAUCAGCACGCAAGAUUCGUUGCAGAUCUUUGGAAAAGAUUCAUCGUCGAUGAAGAAAUAGAUUGUCGUGUCAAUUAUGGAUUUACAUCCAAACGACGAUUUGGGUCAUCUAUGAAAGUUCAGGAACUCAACUUUGAGAACAUCCCGACCAUCGAGGAGUGUCGAGAUCGACUCCAGGCUUGUCUCAAGCGUCGCAUCGUUUGCUUUCGUAUGGGGAAGGCUCGCUUCGUGCUUGACGACCAUGCAGUGAACUAUGAACACGGGGUUUUCCGUCUCAUUCCGCAAGAUGAGCUGGUCCCUUUCUUGACACAUCCUGCAACGGCUUCAUGUUUCUUUCGAGAUUGGUGCUUGCCCUUCUUUCAGGAAAACUCUUUGGAUGAAUGUUUGAAAAUGAUCCUGGAUCUUAGCCAUGUACAUGAGGACUUGGUCAACGACACCAAUUGGUUGGCUUCUCGCUUGUCCGGCUGGAAUGGCCCUCCUCCAGGAGCUGUGCAGUCUACCCGUGGUCGACGAACCAAGUUGCAGUUCUUUCUUUCUGCCUUGGAUCACUCCACCAUCAAACUCUUUCGUCAACAUGAUCAGCAUGCUUUCGAGAAACUCUUGGUGGAUUGGGCUUCUUUGGCUGCAGCUAUGGAAACAGUGGACUUGGAGGCUUUGCAAGCCUACUUGGAAAGUGGCUCAGACAGAAGGACUUCGCAGCUUCGGGCCUAUGUUGAUCGUCAUGCUUCUGAAGGAGUUCGCGUGGGGCGCUUUUCUACUGUCUCUGUCGGGUACUACAAGGCCCCCAAUUAUGGUCGUUUACUUGCUCGUGGCCCUGCUGCACAAAAACUCACUCGAGAAGCUCGUGGAAAAGCCUUCCCCCAUGCCAUUGAGAUUGAUGCAGCUUGUUGCCAUCCUCGUCUUCUCUUGCGAAAACUUCGAGAUAUGGGAUUGGACGAGGCAGGUAGUUUCCAGAUGCUUCGUCUCUUCUGUGAGAACUACAAGUCAUGGCGGUCAGUUUUGGCUCAGUAUCUUUGCGUUGAUGUCCAGGAGGCAAAAAAGGAACUUCUCCGCAUCUUCUACGGUGGCAACCCGCGUUUCGAUAUUCCAUGGCUCCGCAAGCUUGGGGAAGAAGUUCAGGCAGCUGCUCAUCUGAUUCUACAAGAUCACAGACAUACUCAUCUUUCUGAUUUGUACAAUGAUCGCAGACAUCCUGAAUUCAGUCGGCUUUGUUCUUUGCUAUCAUUCGAUGAAGCUGACCUAUUGGACACCAUUCGGACCCAUGCGCAUGUGAAAAUGGAGGUUGCUCUCUUUGACGGAGGCAUUGUGUCGUGCACAUUUGUGCAAGAUCUCUUUUGGUUGCAUCGUGCUUGCGCAGAAACUUCCCACAACAUCAUCCCCGUCGAGAUCAAAAGUGAGCCGCAAAGUAUGAAGACUUUCUUGCAUAUGUUGGUGUGCAAGAACAUCGUGAACAUGAUGGAAGUCGAAAUUCCUUCCACUCCGGCAAACUGUUUGCUCUUUGCUGUUCAAGGUGUUGCACCUCAUGUUGAUCUCAGUAGUUGGCGCCAAGUUUUGCAAGACAAGCCAGAGUCCUCGCUUUCCGCUCAUCAAUUCAAUGAAGCUUUGGCAGAUGCAGACUCUGCAGCCGACACUGCUUGGCAAUUGCAUUGCAUCUCCAAGGAUGAGUUGCUCUCCGUUGUCCCAGCGCACCCGCUAUUUGAUUCUGAGAUUCCUUCUUUCGAAUUGACUGCUCGAUGGGAAACCUUUGCAUCUGCUUUGGAAAAAUCUGAUGCAUUGACUUUCUUCGAACUGAAACAGAUGCACUUGAAGACGGAAAUGUCGAUGUCAGAGGCAUAUCACUUGCAAGGUCGUGGCCGUGCGGAUGCCUCCCACUACUACAACUUCGUGUGGAGCAACGGCAUCAAGACCAAUUCGCUCGAUCCCAACCAGGCCGAGUAUAUCUUCGUGACCGCCAACACCGGGUUCCACGUCUCCUUCCUUGCUUAUCACGAUGCCCUGCAAUUCAGAGGCUACUUGAGCAAUCACGCCUUCGCCUGGUCCCAAACGAACGCAUUAUGGGCAGAUGACCAUGCACACGCUCGAUUUCACAAGGACUAUGCAUUGGCUCAUGAUCCUGUGCAUGAAGGGCAUCUUCGGGACUUCCACCGAUGGUGGCAAACCAUCGAAACUCCCCAUCGCAUGUCGCAGUCUGUCAAAGAGAUCGCUGUCGAUGGCCACGAGAAGAUCGCCACAAAGUGCUAUCAUGAAGCACCAGCUCGCGGUGGUCGUCCUCGGAAGGAUGGCCAUGUCAAAUUGUUCUACAACGGCUGGUUCAUGGCGACACACCCUGGGACCGGAGUCAUCCUAGGCCUUUUUGAGAUGAAAGAUCCAGAGAAUUCGGAUGUUGCGCUCGAUCUUGUGCAAAAUUUGCUACCGCAUUAUCCCAAAGUGGAUGCAGUACUCUACGAUCGAGCCUGUUGCAUCUUCAAGAAGGCUAAGAACACACAGGAUUUGAAGCCUGCCAAGUUCUGGUGUGUAGACAAAUUCCACGCAAAGGGACGUUGCAACAAAUGUAAAUGUUCCCCGUCUGUGGUGCCAGCAAUCGAUAAGUGGCUUGCAGCUGGUGUUCAGCUCAUCUUUCUUUUCGUGAUCUUCCUUUCAAGUGACGGACAAGUCACAGAUCCAAGCCAACUUUGCGUCUCAGAUCGAUGCUCAGCGAUGGACGUCCAAGACGGGAAGCAUAAGCCGUUCUUUUGGAAGGUCAACGUCGUGAAGAACAUCUUGGAGCAGCGUCCAAGAUAUGACUGGAUUCUUUGGAUCGACUGCGAUGCCUUCUUUAUGGAUCCAGGUCGCACCAUUGACAGUGUGAUUCACAUGUACUCUGCCAACACCACGGCCGCCUCUAGACUAGGGCCAAGGCGUUUUGGUGAGGAUCUGCAAAAGCAGGCCUUGCGUCAACGCGUGGAGGGCUCACCGGGCCCCGAGGGCUCACCGGCUGAGGUGGCCACCGAUUCCUCCGGCAUCAACAAUGGUGUGUGGUUGAUGAAGAAUACGGCCUGGUCUCACGAUUUCCUGGUUCGAUGGUGGCACUCGGAGAUUCUUCAGGGACCUGGAGAAAAUCACAACUGUAGUGAUCAGUCGACCAUGCAACAUCAGCUUCUAUACGAGAACAGCAUGACCAUCGAUGAUUCCUGGGACUCGGUGGAAGCUCCCAUCUGGGUGCCUCAAGUGCGUGUGGCAGCACAGGAGCAUCUGCAGUCCUUCCAUGCUGCCACAGCAGCGACGGUGGCAUCGCGAGAGUGGCAGGAAGGGGACUUCAUCAAACAUCAUCCAGGAUGUCAUUACUACAAGCCUCCUUGUCAACAGCUUUAUCUGGAAGCGCAUGAGAACUUUCUCAGAAAGCUACAGGCCAUGAGAUGA